Beta vulgaris subsp. vulgaris (sugar beet) is the source of this 1470-nucleotide messenger RNA. RefSeq names its product protein SEH1. Gene Ontology annotation, molecular function: protein binding; structural molecule activity. Lineage: Eukaryota; Viridiplantae; Streptophyta; Magnoliopsida; Caryophyllales; Amaranthaceae. Gene Ontology annotation, biological process: cellular response to amino acid starvation; positive regulation of TORC1 signaling. Bases 181 to 1161 code for a protein of 326 amino acids. Gene Ontology annotation, cellular component: nuclear pore outer ring; Seh1-associated complex. The record is from RefSeq and is a predicted model, not a curated record. The transcript is spliced from 8 exons.
CCUCCCAGCCCUUAGUCGCUCAUUUCAAAAGAAGAAGGGUGGUUAAAAAGAAAUACUCCAUUCAGUCGGAGAAGGUGGAGAAAGAGGAACAGCAGUAGAGAGGAGCGGGAAGUUAAACCCUACACAGUUGACAGUGCUCAUAGUAGCCAAGGAAAGAGACAAGAAAUAGGAGAGAGAAAAAUGGAGAGAAAGUUGGCGACAUUGGAGCGAGGAACAGUUUGCUCAGCUUGGAAUUACAGCGCUCAAAGAUUAGCUUCUGCUUCCAUUAAUGGCUACCUCUCUAUCUUCGAUUCUCCUGAUCCUGCUUCUUCCUCUUCAUUCUCUCCUUCCUCCUCGUUUCAGGUACAUAAUGGUAGUGUUGUGAAGGUGGUAUGGGUUCCUCCAGAGUACGGAGACGCUGUCGCCUGUCUUUUGGAUGAUGGUACUUUGUCAUUGUGGGAAGAAGUUGCAGAAGAUGGGAAAUCUCUUCAGUGGAAACUCUGUACCAAGUUUCAGAAUAAAAGUGCUCGUGUGCUGGAUGUUCAAUUUGGAGGCUCUUCAACUUGUUUGAAGUUGGUUGCUGCAUAUUCAGAUGGGUAUGUCAAGGUGUUUGAGCUCCAGAAUCCCUUAGAAUUGAACACUUGGCAACUUCAGGCCGAAUUCCAAAAUGUCAUCGAUUCAAUAUCUAAAUUUGCGAAAGUUUCAUGCGUAUCAGCAUCCAUUUCUUGGAUUCCACAAAGAGGUGAAAGCCAGCAGUUGAGCUUUGUUCUAGGGUUCAAUUCAGAUAUUCCAGAGCUCAAUUCUUCCAAGGUCUGGGAGUUUGAUCAAUUGCAUCAAAGGUGGCUUUCUGUUGCCGAGUUGGCAUUACCUGAAAACAGUGGUGAUCCGGUGUAUGCUGUUGCAUGGGCUCCCAAUAUUUGCAGGCCGUAUGAAACAAUAUCUAUCGCUAUUGAGAAGGGUAUAGCAAUAUGGCAUGUUGGUUUGCACCCUGAUGUUGAUGGACAUCUCUCAGUUAAGAAGAUUGCUUUGCUUCCAGGUCACCAGGGAGAGGUAUGGCAAAUGGAAUGGGACAUGAGUGGAAUGACAUUGGCCAGCACUGGGGGUGAUGGGCUGGUCAAGCUUUGGCAGUCUAAUCUGAAUGGUGUCUGGCACGAGCAGGCAAUUUUGGAGCCAACCUCAUAAUCUUGAAAUCGUGCUCUGCAUUACCUGAAGUCCACCUGUAUUUAUAUUGUAAGGUAUCUUAUGAAAUGCAGCCAUGAUUUUUGUAUGUCUGGCCGUACGGUUAACGAAUAUUAGAGCAAUACGUGGACAUCAUGUGUAGAACAUUAGCUUAUGUCAAAUUUCCGAUAAAUUCGAGUGGAUAAUAGGUGGUUUUGGAAACAGGGUAAGGAUUUCCUGUGGUUGAGCUUCGUUUGUACUCCAAUCUUUGAAGAAAUGAUGUGCCUUUUGCAGUUUUGCUCUUUCAAUACAGAAAAAGGAUGAAUUUCGGAA